GGGAAGAGGAGAAAUAACUGAAAAAAAAAAACGAGUGUGAUAUAGAGAUUGAGAGGAGGAGGAGGAGAAAAGUUAGGGAAAUGCAGAGAGAUUGAUAGGGAAACAAGAGUAGGAGGGAGAAAAAGCAGAGAAAUAUGGAGAGAGCGAGAGGAGGAGAGGGAGGGGCAUAAGGCCUUAUCGGCGAAUCUAGUAAGAGAGAGAGAGAUAGGAGACGACGAAAAAAAACGACUAUUAUUACCAAGUUAGUUCUUAGUUUUGCCGGUGGAAGUUGGUUUUAGGUGUCGGCAGUGACUUUAUACACGAGCCUCUGCUGUUAUUGUCUGUCUGUGUACGUCUGAUAAAAACUUUCCUCUUGUUUUUCUUUUUUUUUUCAACUUUAUAUCGUUAUUAUUCGGAAGCUGAGAAGCCCUACGCCUCAAUUAACUUUAUAUAUCAACCACAGUGGAUUAUUACUAUUAUUAUUAUUAUCCUAACAACUUGUGGAAUACUCUGUACUGAUAUUUACAAAAGUGAGUUUAUUGAACACAGGAACAUAUAUAAAUAAACAAACAGAAUCUACAUUCUUGGAUCUUCCAGUCUUUCAUACAUAUUUUAAAAGGAAAAACUAUCUAAGGAGAUAUAUAAAUAUACCAACAACGAAAUCUACGGAUUCACCUUGUUAUAGUUGUUACCAUUCGUUUGGUUUUUGUUUCCUCGCACAGGUAUCGACCCACUACUGGCGGGACGAACUUCUAAUGAUCUAAGCAUGUUUUGAUUGAGUUGGUGAAACUUUAAACAAGGAAAUUAUCACCCACAAAAAAAAAAGCCCUACAAUGGCUAAUCAAACUAAUCGAUUGACACUAGUGGGGCUAGUGAUUCUAUGUUUUUGCCCAUUAGUAUCUAGUGUAUAUUUACUGGGCACCGAGACAUCUUAUGCCCAAUUCUCGCUUUGGAAUAUAUGUUUAAAUUCCAGUUUGUCUUUUAGUUUCAAAACUUCUCAACAAUCCGCUCUUCUCAUGUACACAGAUGACAAUGGAGUAAUGGACUUCUUUCAGAUCAAUCUGGAGGAAGGAAUUAUAUCAUUGACUAUUAAAAUUUCCAAUCAGCCCGAUGUGUCCCAAACUGUGAAAAUAGUUGGACCGUUUCAUGACAAUCAAUGGCACAGUGUUACGGUCAAGCGAAACAGUGAAAUCACUAGUUUCACGGUUGACCAGACCACGGAACAUAUGCGCUUCGAAGGAACUGACUUCUUGUUCGGUUCGGAAAAGAUCCAUAACUAUGUAUAUUUCGGAGGUAUGCAGGAGCUUGACAAUAGUAAAGUGUCCAAUCCAGAAGCGAAAUAUUCCAAACGUUUCAAGGGAUUCGUUCGGAAUGUGAUCUAUGGAAAUUGUUCUUGUAUUCCAGUCCGUGCCGAAGUUGUCGGUGGAAUAGAUAUGGAUGAUGGUGAUGAUGAAACAUGCAAAAAACCUUCGAUCUGUGACAAAGGGUGUAUCUGCAUUCGAACGGAUAAUGGAUACGGCUGUGAUUGCGUUUACCGGGAAACAUGUUUGGAAGUUCAACAACCAGCUAAAUAUUAUCUUCCGAUGGAUGUAUUUUCCAAGGGUCAGCUAGAUCCGAAUUCUGGACUGGACGCUACUGUUUCUGGAUAUCCCAUCUUUGGACAGGGUGUUAAGAACAAGGCCCUGUAUAUUCAAAACAACCAACACAUUCGAAUAAAUGGCCUCACUCACCGUUUCGAUUGUGUCAUGGACCUUGACCUAUGUCCAGCUGGUUACACAAUCAGUAUGUGGAUGAGUUUCCGUAACCCUACAUACAAAAGACAACUCUUCAUGUCAAGUGGUGCCCAUCUGGAAAAUUCUCAUGGAAUUGCCAUGUACUAUCGUAAAGGAGUUUUAGAAUUUGUAUUCCGCAACAAAGCUGGCUUAGAAUGGACUGAGAAGAGUAUGAACAUUCUUCCUUACCAUUGGUAUCAUGUGACAGCUACUUGGAGUAAAUUACAAGGUUUAAAGCUCUACGUUAAUGGAAUCAACACACAUUCAAAGUCCCAACCACCUAAACAGAAAAAGGCAGCUGAUAGUUCCCCUAAUUCACAACCAAGACAUUUCUACAUUGGAUGUUCAGACACACAGUGUGCUAAGUUUGGCCAAGGUAUCAUUAUCGUUGAUGAGUUCCGGUUCUGGCCAAAAUAUGUUUCAACCAAACGAGAACUCAGACAACUAGGAGCCAUUUUCCAUUAUUAUUUGAAUAUGGAUAAACAGCACAGAAACGAACUCGAUGUGAAAUAUCUGGAUGCUAAACUACAUGACAAUGCAAUGCUCUCAUUAGAUUCCAAACUUGGUAAAGCUCUACACCUUGGUGGCAAAGGAGAUUAUGUGUCUCUGAAACACAAAAGAGGUACUUGCCUGAAAGACACUUCCAAAUGUAUGUAUGGUUUCAUGAUUUCAACAUGGAUUAAAUUCAAGAACCUUUCUGGGAAACACUAUUACAUGUCAAGUGGACCGAAAGGAUUCACUAUAUAUUCCGUGGACAACGAACUCUUUGCAAAGGUAAUUAAUAACAACCAACUUUGGAAAGUGUGGACUGGUAAUAUCAAAACUGGAGAAUGGUAUUUCUUAGAAAUAUCAUUUCACAUGAAGAGUGGUUUGUCUAUGUACUUGAACCAGCGUCUUGUAGGUUCCCCUACAGUGUCUUCCCAUAAGAUUAUUGGUUCCAUUCAGCAGGAUGAGAUUUAUAUUGGUCAAAAUAUGGAAGCAAUGUCAUCAACUAUGUUUCCAGAAGUUGCUAUUGAUGAAAUGGAUAUUUACCUUGCCGACCGCGAUACUCUCAUAUUUAUUGAUUUCAUACAACGAGGACGCCCUAAUAUCUACUAUUUCCCUUUUGAACGGAUGGUCGGUCAAAGAAUUUCACACCCUAGCAUAAGAAUCCAGUCAUAUGGUAACCCUCAUCUUGUGACCCGCAAAAUUGGAAAAGCAAUCCAGCUGAAUGGGAGAUCGCAGUAUAUUGAUGUCAAUGAACACCCACGUAUGUGUUUGGGUAACUUAGAUCUCUGCCCACAUGGUUUCCUAAUGUCAAUGUGGUUGCGUCUAAACAAGACGCUCAACAACAUGGAUUAUUUCUCUACAGCCCUCAACGGUCUCUCUUUCAAAUACAUAAAUGGUAAGUUCAAAUUCUCACUGUCUACGUCUUCCAGGAAAUGGACGGCCAUUGUUGAUUCGAAAGAGAUUCCAGAAGGUGAAUGGCGCUUCAUUGAAAUUUCCUGGCAUCCAACAACUGGGCUUGUGAUCUAUAACAACAACAGGCUUAUUGCUCUUGACAAUUCUCAUGGCGUCAACGCCGUCAAGAAGACAAACUACAAGUACAACACUUAUGAAGACAGGUUUUACCUUGGGAAAGGAAAAGAUCUGGUUGGCAACACAGUGUUUGGGGCCGUAACCUUUGAUGACAUCAAGUAUUGGUUUGGUGACCGCAACUAUUUAUUGAUGCAUGGAUAUAUCAAAAGAGGUCGACCAACUAAUUACCUCAUUGACAUGGACAAAAUUGAUGGCAAUGUACUAACCCAUGAUAAGCUCUACAUCAUGGCCGAAGGUAACCCACACCAGAUCCCAGGAAGAAUUGGAUAUGCUUUAAAUUUCAACGAGAGUGGGCAGUACUUGAACUUUGGCCGACUUGACGACGUCUGUUUUGGAAACCUUGACAAAUGUACGCAUGGAUUUUUGCUGUCCAGUUGGAUGAAGUUCGGAAAUUACCAUAACAACAUGCAUUACUUUGCUUCAGGUGACGGAGGAAUAUCAAUGUACCAAGAUAACGGUUAUUUACACGUAAUUUUCAUUAACUCGAAAAAGAAAUGGAAAAUCCAAGUUCCUAACCCGGAAAUGGACACUUGGCACUUUGUCGAACUUUCCUGGCAUCCAGAUACAGGAUUAAAAAUGUACAUUAAUAACGAGCUUGUUGGAUACUCUGAAGGUGUCAACUUUGAUAGAAGCCUUACAGGAAAUAAGGAAUUCUAUAUAGGAGCACCAAGUACUGGUUAUGGAGCUAACCCUAACUUUGCUAUUGAUGAAAUGGAAAUAUGGUAUGGCAAUAGAGAUAAUCUGGUUGCCUUUGAUUACAUCAACCGAGAUGGCAGUAGGCCGGAGCCUUUCUCUAUGGAGUCUGAAAAAAAUCACAUUGUUGAAAACUCUCACUUUAUUAUCAAUUUAGUCAAUGGUGCUAAUGUGGUCGAAGGAAAGCUCGGCAACGGUGUAACAAUGAAUGGAAAAGGUCAGUAUGUACGUAUCAAUGGUAAUAUGAAGGAUUGUAUUUACAAUCUCAACCAUUGUAAGACUGGAUUAACGCUUGGUCUAUGGCUAAAACCAUUUGAUCUUAACGGCAAGAAAUAUUAUAUUUCAAGUCCAGCUUACUCGCUGUAUUCGAAGGAUAAUAUCCUCUAUGCUAAGUUCCAAAAUGCAACCCAUUCUUGGGAAAUGUCCACCCCUAAGUUUAAGGGAAACGUCUGGCAACAGGUGGUUAUGAGUUGGGAUCCAGCAAGGGGUUCCAAGUUGUAUAUAAACCAUGAGAAGGUUGCACAAACGACAACUUCAAAACCUUUCAUGCAAGGUGAUACACCUGCUGAAGGUAUAUACAUCGGUACCAGUGGAAAUAAUGUUGGACGGUUCACACCUGAUUUUGAUGUUGAUGAAGUGCAAUACUACAGAACAAGCGUCAAUGGAAUCCUUGAUGGAUUUGGACCAUUUUAUGUUGCUACUGAGAGUCCUGAAAUUGUAUUCCGUUUUGAUCGACUGCUUCUCCCUCGUGUCAACAUGGUUGGUUACCCUGAUCUCGUUAGCAGUGACGAGGGCAAUGUCAUUCGACUAAAUGGCCGGGACCAAUAUAUCGAUCUGGGCAAUGAUAUAACCUGCGGCGGGGACUUAGAAAACUGUGUUGAUGGCCAUGUGAUGCGAUUGUAUGUGAAAGCUGAUAAACUUAUUGACAACACAUAUUUCCUUGACAGCUACCCUACAUCAGUUUACUAUAAAGACGGCCAACUCCAUGCUGAAAUGAGAACAGCGACUCAGACCUGGCAUGUAAACACUACAGAGUUUGAAGCCGGAACAUGGCAAUAUAUUGAACUUGAUUGGUACCCAGAUGUUGGUCUGAGACUGUUCUUGAACCGGAGAGAGGUUGCACAUGAUACUAUUCCCUACUUGCACCAGAAACGGCCUACUUCAUCAAAAACAUACAUUGGUCGUUCUCUAAAAGACAGCCUUAACAGUUAUUAUUUCAAUGGUUUUGUGAAACAGAUGGAACUUUGGCGAAGAAACCGAAACUAUCAUAAACCUAAGCCUGAACAGACUAUCACUCUAAGUGGAAACAGUUACUAUGGUUUCAACAUUUCUAUCCGGAAUAAUACUCACCAUGUUUCUCCAAAUAAGGAACAAUUCAAAUUAAAAUUCAAGAAUGAUCUUUCUCAAAGGGAAGGUCUUUUAUGGUAUGCCCUUGACAGCUCACGUAAAAUAUUUUUGUACAUCAAAGAUGGUGACCUUUUCCUGAUUAUCAUUGGGGUCGAUGGUCAGAAAUACAGAUGGAAGAUGAAGAAGCCAAGUAAUGUCACAUUUAAUGAUGGCAAAAUGCACAAUGUCCUCUUACGAAGAGAUGGCCACGAGGUUUACUGGAGUGUUGAUGACAUCUACAGACAAGCUUUCAGUCUGCCAAUUUCCAUCAGUCUGUUACGACCCAAGGACUACAUCUUCAUUGGUGGAACCCCUGACAACAUUGACUACACCUCGUCAGAGGUUGACAAAAACUUCAAGGGCAUUACAGGCAAUCUGAUCUACACAUCCGGCCGAUAUGUUUUGGAUAUUCUGAAUAUGAACCCACAGAUUAUCCACGGAGUCCAUCCACCAACGACCCACACACCCAUAGACAUCACUCCUUCACAGAAGCCACCCAAUACGUUCUCGCCAAUAACGUUUGUGCGUCAUCAGAGCUAUGUGGAGACCGAUGCUUGGGACAUCUCCCAAGGCGGGCAACUCAAGUUCAAGUUCUACACCAAUGACCCUGAAGGCUUGAUGUUCUACAACGGUGACCCCCGCUACUACGCGGCUGUUGAAAUAUCUGAAGGAAAACUCUACUUUGUCUAUAACUUUGGCGAUGGCAGCAAACGAAUUAGUUUCUUUGAUGAUAUUGUCAAUGAUCGACAAGCCCACGAAGCCACCGUUACAAUAAACCCUUUGAAGACGUUUCUGAAGUUGGAAUUGGAUAACAAGAAGAAGAGUGUUCGUCUGCAACUCAACGAAAGACAAAAUCGACCGCUGCCAGGUCCUAUGUAUGUUGGUUGGGUACCAAAUGCUAACAGACUGCCAUGGGACCUUUGGGCUAAGAAAGGAUACCAAGGUUGUUUGCUGAAUGUGCAGAUGAACCAUAUCAGAACCAACCUUCUCAGUAAUGUGGGAAGAUUCCAGCUCGGUCGCGCCAUCGAUGCACGUUGCUACCCUAUUGUACCCCAGUGUGACAGCACAACAUGUAAAAAUGGCAACUGCAUUGACUACUGGAAUGGUUAUAGUUGUGACUGUACCAACGAACCUUUCACUGGCCCCAAUUGUGGUCAAGCUGCUCCUGUCACCAUGUUUGAUGGCACCAAAGGGGCCUGGGUUAUCUUUGCUGAUGCCAUACGCUCUCAUACAAAUGAUAUUUCCCUACGCUUCAAGACACAUCUCAGUAACACUACCCUGUUCCAUACGACAGCUGAAAAUUCCACAGACAGUGCAAUGGCUGUACUUGAAAAUGGAAUUUUGAAACUUAUUAUAACGGUCAACGGCCAAAGAAAGGUUCUUCGGGCUGGUUCUGAUUUGAAUGACCAGAAAUGGCACACCAUGCAGCUGAAAAGGAAGGGGAACCAAUUAUAUCUUAAAGUUGACAAUGGCAAAGCAAGUGAAGGUCAUGUUGAUGGUAAAGGAUUUUAUUUCAUCAUGAAGCGAUUGGACAUUGCAUCGGCAAAAGGAGGAAGUCCAGAUGGCAGCUACUUCGUUGGUUUCUUGCAGAAUCUUUUCUACAAUGGACAUGAUGUUUUCUCCAUGGAACAGCGAGAACCUCGUACCACUCUUGUCUUUGUCAACAAUACUAAUCGUCUGCCUUCUAUUGUCUACAACCCUAUCACUAUUUCAAACAUCAAAAGUUUCGUUCGUUUACCAAAACUGAAUUCAUUAGGAAACAUUAUUGAAUUAAUGUUUAAAACUAAAGAGUCCAGUGGAAUCCUUCUCUUCAACAAUGGUAUGAACAAUGAAUUCAUUGCACUAGAAAUCUUCAAACGUAAUCUGUGGCUUGUCUAUGACACAGGCAAAAACCCAACAUCCAUCCAUUUGAACUCCCUUGAUGUUAGCGAUGACAAAUGGCACUCGGUCAAGAUUAACUUUGUCACACCCCAGCAGAUUAUUGCCCACGUUGAUGGUUCUGAGGUGAUUUAUAACCAACAGGCUUCAGACAAACUUGAUUUAGAUGGUCCUCUUUAUCUGGGUGGCAUACCCAAGUCAUUACUGAAGGGGAAAAUUGCUGAACAAUUAAGUUCUACGCAUGGAUUUAAAGGCUGCUUGGCUUCUAUACAUCUGAAUGACAAACCUGUUGGUAUGGGUAACUUGGCUGGUAAAGGUUCCAGUAUCAAAUCUGGUUGUCUUGCUAUAUCUACCAUCUGUCAAAAGACAACUUGUGCCAAUAAUGGGCGAUGCCAUCAGGGGCCGACUGGUUAUCUAUGUGACUGUGACAAAACUGGUUACACAGGUACCAGAUGUACCGAACAACCCCUUGGUUACUACAUUGGCAAGAACAAGCUGCAUGGUGUAAUAGUAUAUACCUACCCCCCAGAUAAACGUAUCGACUCUUCAGAAGAGGAACUUGCUUUAGGCUUUAUGACACAGCAUACUAAUGGUGUAUUGACUCGUAUUGUCAGUAGCGUCAACGAUGACUUCAUCGAAAUACGAAUGGUUGAUGGCAAAAUCCAGGCCAUCUAUGAUACAGCUGGAAGUAAACAUAUCUUAAGCAGCAUUGGGAAUUACAGUGAUGGACAAUAUCACACAUUGUACUUCACAAGAAAUUUUACAGACUCUGUUUUGUUAAUAGAUAAUAAUGAAAGUAUUACCAGUGAAAACGAAGAUACCUACCCAGCUGGCUAUUUUGAUAAAUUAACUACAAUAACUGUGGGUGCAGCUGAAAAGAUCUCUGCUAGUGAAUACAAAGAACCGUUUUAUGGUAUCAUUGGAGGUUACAAUUUCAAUAAUCUAUUCCUGUUUAACAAUCGUAGAAAACUGACAAUAUCAGGUGAUGCCGUCAUUGCAGACAUACCAUAUUCUCUUUCAGGGAGAACAGGCUCAGCUACAGAAGAAAUGUCAUAGCUCCAAACAUUCAAAACUAAAAGGUAUCCCUAAACUUGACGACGCCAACUGGGCUGGAACCAAGAAUUCCAGUCACUGUACAUUAAUUCUGACAGAAGGAGACUCAGCCAAAUCUUUGGCUGUAGCAGGUCUUGGAAUUGUCGGCAGA
Molecule: messenger RNA, 8490 nt
Organism: Octopus bimaculoides (California two-spot octopus)
Lineage: Eukaryota; Metazoa; Mollusca; Cephalopoda; Octopoda; Octopodidae
Molecular function (GO): protein binding
Source: RefSeq, a predicted model, not a curated record